This is a messenger RNA of Sapajus apella (tufted capuchin), 5612 nucleotides long. It is a transcript of the gene SLC26A5, whose product is annotated as solute carrier family 26 member 5. The transcript has 18 exons. Lineage: Eukaryota; Metazoa; Chordata; Mammalia; Primates; Cebidae. The coding region runs from base 43 to 2277 and encodes 744 amino acids. Gene Ontology annotation, biological process: transmembrane transport. Gene Ontology annotation, molecular function: chloride transmembrane transporter activity; secondary active sulfate transmembrane transporter activity; bicarbonate transmembrane transporter activity. Gene Ontology annotation, cellular component: membrane. The record is from RefSeq and is a predicted model, not a curated record.
AAAUGCUUGUCUCCUGCUGUGAAUGAAUAAUUUCAGAGUACUAUGGAUCAUGCUGAAGAAAAUGAAAUCCUUGCAGCAACCCAGAGGUACUAUGUGGAAAGGCCUAUCUUUAGUCAUCCGGUUCUCCAGGAAAGACUACACCAAAAGGAUAAGAUUCCAGAUUCCAUUGGGGAUAAGCUGAAACAGGCAUUCACGUGCACUCCUAAAAAAAUAAGAAAUAUUAUUUAUAUGUUCCUACCCAUAACUAAAUGGCUGCCAGCAUACAAAUUCAAGGAAUAUGUGUUGGGUGACUUGGUCUCAGGCAUAAGCACAGGGGUGCUUCAGCUUCCUCAAGGCUUAGCCUUUGCAAUGCUGGCAGCUGUGCCUCCGAUAUUUGGCUUGUACUCUUCAUUUUAUCCUGUUAUCAUGUAUUGUUUUUUUGGAACCUCCAGACACAUAUCCAUAGGUCCUUUUGCUGUUAUUAGCCUGAUGAUUGGUGGUGUGGCUGUUCGAUUAGUACCAGAUGAUAUAGUCAUUCCAGGAGGAGUAAACGCAACCAAUGGCACAGAAGCCAGAGACGCCUUGAGAGUGAAAGUCGCCAUGUCUGUGACCUUACUUUCAGGAAUCAUUCAGUUUUGCCUAGGUGUCUGUAGGUUUGGAUUUGUGGCCAUAUAUCUCACAGAGCCUCUGGUCCGCGGGUUUACCACCGCAGCAGCCGUGCAUGUCUUCACCUCUAUGUUAAAAUACCUGUUUGGAGUUAAAACAAAGAGGCACAGUGGAAUCUUUUCAGUGGUGUAUAGUACAGUUGCUGUGUUGCAGAAUGUUAAAAACCUCAACGUGUGUUCCCUAGGCGUUGGGCUGAUGGUGUUUGGUUUGCUGUUGGGUGGCAAGGAGUUUAAUGAGAGAUUUAAAGAGAAAUUGCCGGCACCUAUUCCUUUAGAGUUCUUUGCGGUGGUAAUGGGAACUGGCAUUUCAGCUGGGUUUAACUUGAAAGAAUCAUACAAUGUGGAUGUCGUUGGAACGCUUCCUCUAGGGCUGCUACCUCCAGCUAAUCCGGACACCAGCCUCUUCCAUCUUGUGUAUGUAGAUGCCAUUGCCAUAGCCAUUGUUGGAUUUUCGGUGACCAUCUCCAUGGCCAAGACCUUGGCAAAUAAACAUGGCUACCAGGUUGACGGCAAUCAGGAGCUCAUUGCCCUCGGACUGUGCAAUUCCAUUGGCUCACUCUUCCAGACCUUUUCAAUUUCGUGCUCCUUGUCUCGAAGCCUUGUUCAGGAGGGAACUGGAGGAAAGACACAGCUUGCAGGUUGUUUGGCCUCAUUAAUGAUUCUGCUGGUCAUAUUAGCAACUGGAUUCCUCUUUGAAUCAUUACCCCAGGCUGUGCUCUCGGCCAUCGUGAUUGUCAACCUGAAGGGAAUGUUUAUGCAGUUCUCAGAUCUCCCCUUUUUCUGGAGAACCAGCAAAAUAGAGCUGACCAUCUGGCUUACCACUUUUGUGUCCUCCUUAUUCCUGGGAUUGGACUAUGGUUUGAUCACCGCUGUGAUCAUUGCUCUGCUGACAGUGAUUUACAGAACACAGAGUCCGAGCUACAAAGUCCUUGGACAGCUUCCUGACACUGAUGUGUAUAUUGAUAUAGACGCAUAUGAGGAGGUCAAAGAAAUCCCUGGAAUAAAAAUAUUUCAAAUAAAUGCACCAAUUUACUAUGCAAAUAGUGACUUGUAUAGCAAUGCAUUAAAACGAAAGACUGGAGUGAACCCAGCACUCAUCAUGGGAGCAAGGAGAAAGGCGAUGCGGAAGUACGCUAAGGAAGUCGGAAAUGCAAAUAUGGCCAACGCAACUGUUGUCAAAGCGGAUGCAGAAGUAGAUGGAGAAGAUGCUACCAAGCCUGAAGAAGAGGAUGGUGAAAUAAAAUAUCCCCCAAUAGUGAUCAAAAGCACAUUUCCUGAGGAAAUGCAAAGAUUUAUGCCCCCGGGGGAUAACAUCCACACUGUGAUUUUGGAUUUCACUCAAGUCAAUUUUAUUGAUUCUGUUGGAGUGAAAACUGUGGCAGGGAUUGUAAAAGAAUAUGGAGACGUUGGUAUAUAUGUAUAUUUAGCAGGAUGCAGUGCACAAGUUGUGAAUGACCUCACUCGGAAUAGAUUUUUUGAAAAUCCUGCCCUGUGGGAGCUGCUGUUCCACAGCAUUCAUGACGCAGUUUUAGGCAGCCAACUCAGAGAAGCGCUCGCAGAACAGGAAGCCUCAGCUCCUCCUCCACAGGAGGACUUGGAGCCCAAUGCUACUCCUGCCACCCCUGAGGCAUAGAUGAGGACCUCACCCUAGAAUGGGGUUAUAAGCCUGUCAUGAAAUUCCUAAUUUACACGUUUUAAAUACUAGACAUUAGAUUUUUUUUCUAAGGGUAAAUACUAGUAGCUGAGGCUUGAUUUGGAGGGUGAAUGACACCUAGCAAGAUGUAUCAUACUCGUGUUUUUUUGAUUGAAUAUUUCAAAGAUAAAUUGGCCUGUUGCCUGUAUUUAUUACGCAGAGACAUUUCUGCUACUUUUUAGCAUUAUCUCUGUAAGCUAAGCACUGAGAAAUUUAUUUCCUUUAAGUACUUUACCUACGAAUAGGAGAUGCUGUCACCAGAUAAGUAGUGGUUCUUUGUUUUUGUACUUGUUGGUCCGCGAACUGUCUACAAUCAGUUAUCUAAAAGAAGAGAGAAACUGCAAUUUUCUAGAAGUUCUCGUUUUAAAAUAACCUUUUAUUCAUUAUAGAAGCAAUAUAAGUGCAUUGAGGACAUUUUGAAAAAAUAGACAAGCAAAAAUGAGAACAUAAAAUAUUACAUUUCCACCACUCAGAGAUUACCACUGUUAACGUCUCAAUACAUAUCCUUCCAGAUCUUUUUCUAUGCAUAUAUAUUUACAUUUUUCACCAAAGUAAGGUCACAUCUGUAGUGUUUUGUAACCUAUUGUUCUUUAAUUAAUAAUCUCCACUUUCUCAUUCUAGCACAUUUUUUACCUUAGACCAUAUUCAAAUUUCCUCAGUUGUCCCCAAAUUUGCAGUUGGUUUCUGCUAACUGAUAUUCAUUCUUUGACCUUACAUUGCAACUGAUCAUGUUCUUUAAAGUCCCUUAAGUCUAUUUUAAUGUAGCACAGUUCCUUUUUUAUGGCAUUGACGUGUUAAAGAGACUGGGGCAGUUGUCCUGUAGAAUCCUGUCUUGUGAGUUUGCCUAAUUGCUUUUUCAUGGUGUUUAACCUGUUCUUAUACUGUACUACCUCCAAUCUGGAAGUUAUAUCUAAAGCCUUUGUAGAUUCAAGUUAAAACAUUUUAUGCUAGAUUAUAUCAUAGAGAAGAUACAUGCUUCAUAUUGUAUCACUUCAGAAAACACAUAAUAUCUAGUUGAUCUACCGUUAACUAACCUAAGCGAUCUAAACUAGAUUACUGGAUCAGCAUGACAGUCUGAUCCUCCAGUUAGAUUUUUCCCUAUGUGACUACAGACAUAUCUGUGUGGUGUUCCUUUGGCAUUGAAUGAAUAUCCAUUCCCCUAUUAGCCAUUUACCCAGGAGUUUUAACAUUGGGUGAUAAUUCUUGCAUAAAUCAUUAAUUUUGUUAAGGUUUGUGAAUUGGUUUUCUAGUUAUUUCAUUUCUUCUGCAUUAGUUGGUUGUUCUAUGUGAAGUAUAGCUUUCCCUCCUCCACUUGAGCUAUUUGGUCAUCCUUACUACAGUUCCACUGGAAGGGCAGGUUGAAUGCUUUAUUAUUUUCAUUUAAUUAUGAACUUCAAAGUAAAUAACUGGUUUAUUAGAUGGUGAAAAUUAGUGGGGUUCUUUUUUAGCUUUCCCUUUUCUGGUAUGAUGGUAGUCUUGUGCAUUUUUAUAGUUUUAAUGUGUUUCAGUCCAUUAUGUUCUUUUCCAUACUCAAAUUGUCACAGCUGUGGCCAGUAGAAAUCCUUAGAAGCUUUGUUAUUGUUGCUAAUAGUGAAGUAGCCUAAAAGACCAUGUUUUUAAGAAAACUAAAACUAACCCCCAGUUAUAAUUUAAAUUUUCCUUAGACAUUUGUAACAGCUAUCAGUUAAUUAUACAUCAAACCCAAUUUUUAGCAUAGGAGUGAGCAAAAUGCUUACCUUACUCGUUCCAUAGAAACGUGUAAUGUCAAAGGUUGGAGGAGGAUACCUUUAAAUCAGUUUAUCACUUUCACUUGUUUGUAACUACCAGCUCACUAUAAAUCGAAGCACAGACCUUAGCCAACCUGUCUAAAGCCUCCUCUGCUAAGAGUUCCUGCUAACCGUGAGUUUGUCUUUUCUUUAAUAUAUCGUCUUAUUGAUGUCUUGUUUUAGUUUUCAUGAAUAAGAUACUGCCAGGAGAAAAGCAGUCAGAUCCCAGUAGAGCUGUUAGCAUGGCUUAGUUGCAACCAAACCCUGUGGUGUUCCUGUGUUCAUGAUAACUCCUAUUAAGUUUCUCACUGUCUUUACUAAGUUCAAAAUAAACUUCUCCUUCUAGUCAAAACUUUAGCUAAUUCUUGAGUAAAAUUAGAUUUGCUUAGUUAUUUUCUUUUUAAUCAUCACAUGAGAUCAGAUACAUCUGCAUUCUGAUAUGGACUGCCUUCUGAAAGAGCAUGUAGUUGUAGAACUUCAGCUUACGUUAGAAACUUUGGUAACAAGUUUCUAUAUCAUUUCAGCCAUUUAAGUAGAAUUUAAGGAUUUUAAACGGUGUUAUAAAAUACUUCAUUACACAUUCCUUAGCACCAGUCUUCCAGUUAGCCAAUACUGUGGUUGAUAGAAAGUCGUGUACAAAAAGUAUUUGUGUAUAACUUCACAUUUGUAUUUAACUUUUCUGUUUAACUUUUAAACUGUUUUGAAUAGAAUUAUGUAUAUUAAAAGCAUAAGUCUUAAGGUGGGAAAAUACAGUUUUAUCAUUUUGCUUAGCAUCUGCAAAUGAGUGCAUCUCAAAAUACAUUUCAUCCAUGUGUAAAUACGUCAGAAUGUUUUACUUAGAAUUGUUUCAUACAGUGAAAAUUUCCUUGUCUUACAGUCUUGUCUCUGUCUUUCAAGGAAAUAAUAUAUAUGAUAUAUGUUCCUUCUGGGCCUUAAUAGCUGCUACUGUUAUCUUCUAUGUUUUUCAGCCCUGAUUCAAAUUCAGGUUCAUAUUAUCCUAUCAAAAUGGGCAUAAUCUCCAUAAUCUAAGGACUAGCCUUGUUUUAUGGCAAUAUAUGGGAAAGCACUGUUUCGAAGAGGUUUCACAAAGAGAAGUCCUUUGACUUUCUCAUAUCCUGUGCAGUAUGACAGUGGUUGAUCUCUGUCUCAUGAAUCGAUGGAAUAUGAUUGAGAACAGUUGUGAACCAGGGCCUAGGAAACUCCAAUCCGUAUCUUAGACACUGACUCUGGAUGCGUAUACGGCAGCUGAUGAUAGGAUCCUAAUUGCCAAUCUCAGCUGCAGUGGAACCCAGAGAGCCUGUUAAAGGUAUGGAUUGUCUUCAAGCCUUGGAAUAGGACAAAAACUCAUUUUGUAGUUUGCAGGAAACAUCUAAAACAUCCACUCAUGGUGGUUUGAUUCUGUGCCCUUACUUGUUGAGACAGUCCCAGCCUCUGAGUGCACUUGAGAAAAUGAGUCUGCCCUCUUGUGUGUGAAAAGAGAGGGUAGCAAACCCAGUGAAUCUGUCCUGU